AUGGGUGUAGUAUUGUUAUUGUUUCUAAUAUACUCAUUUGUGACUUGCCUGGCUGUGUCUUCAACCAGCGUCACAGAUGAGUAUGCACUUCUACCAGAAGUUUGCGUCUUUUUGGACCUGUUGUAUAGACAGAAGGAUGUUGGCAGAGAGGCAGCACUUGCUCCUCGAUUGAUGAUUUUUUUGUUCUAUUGGACUCUGUUGGUCCAGUAUGCACUUCUAGCCUUCAAAGCUCAUAUUACCUUUGAUCCUAGUAAUGUUCUGGCAACAAAUUGGUCAAAAGGCACCUCCUUUUGCAAUUGGGUUGGUGUUUCUUGCAGCCGUAGGCGCCAAAGAGUGACAGCCUUGAAUCUUUCAAAUAUGGGUCUUAGAGGUACCAUCCCCAAAGAAGUUGGCAACCUCUCAUUCCUCAGUUUCUUUGAUAUCAGUGAGAACAGCUUUCGUGGCCAUCUCCCUGGUGAACUAGGUCGUUUGCAUCGACUAAAAUCAAUCAAUUUUCGCGUCAAUGAGUUUAGUGGUAAAAUUCCAACAAGUUUCAGAAUUCUAACCAAGCUUGAAUACUUGCUUCUCUCUUACAACUAUUUCACAGGAUCUAUCCCCCGAGAGAUAGGAUAUCUUCCCAAGUUGAAGAUAUUAUACAUCAGUUAUAAUAACAUUUCAGAAUUCAUUCCUUCCACCAUCUUCAACAUUUCUUCUUUGCAAAAGAUUGCCCUCACUAACAAUAAGCUGUCUGGUACUCUUCCAGUGGACAUGUGCAAAAAUCUCUCAAAGCUUGAAGGGCUAUAUCUUUCACAGAAUCAGCUAGGUGGGAAGCUUCCUACUAGCUUACCCAAAUGUACUGAAGUUCAAAAUAUAUCACUGUCAUACAAUGAAUUUACAGGACAGUUGCCUUGGGGAAUCGGUGAAUUACCAGAUACAAUCUUCAACAUCUGUUCACUUGUAGAAUUUGAUCUCUCCUACAACAAAAUCUCUGGUGGUCUGCCUAAGGGUCUAUGUCGCCAAAAUCCGAGGCUUGAACUCAUUUAUCUUACCACAAACCAACUCACUGGCUAUAUCUCUUCUGGACUCUCCCAUUGUAAGGCACUUAAAGAACUUGAUCUAUCAUUUAAUAAUUUCACAGGAAGCAUGCCAAUUGACAUUGGGAGCUUGUCUGCACUUCAAGUUUUAUCUGUUGCUACAAAUAACUUGAAAGGUGAAAUUCCACUUUCAAUUGCUUAUAUGUCCAUGUUAGAGGAGAUUGAUUUGGGUUGGAACAAUUUUCAUGGUAUCAUUCCUUGGCAAUUGGGGCAACUCUCAAAUUUGAUAAUGUUAGUACUUUCUUUAAAAAAACUUAUGGGUGAAAUACCAUUGUCACUCUUCAACAUAAGUAGAUUAGAAAGCAUAGCCCUCGCAGAUAAUCAACUUUCAGGAAAUCUUCCAUCAAGUGUUAACCUUUGGCUUCCAAAUCUUCGUACUCUAUAUCUUGGUGGCAACCAAGUCUCUGGAAUAAUUCCCAACUCAAUCUCAAAUGCCUCCCAACUAGUUGAUAUUGAUCUGUCCAGUAACUUGUUCAUAGGUAGCAUUCCCACUACUCUCGGGAAUUUAAGCCACCUCCAAGUUGUUGGUUUAGGAUUGAAUCAGUUGAAAAAUGAUCCAUCGACACUAGAACUAAGUUUUCUCACUUCAUUAACAAAUUGCAGGCUUCUGAAAUCACUGACCAUAGAAUUUAAUCCUUUAAAUGGUAUUCUUCCAAAAUCCAUAGGAAAUUUCUCCAGCUCUCUUGAAGAAAUUACUGCAGGUGGCUGCCAACUAAAAGGUAUAAUUCCUAGAGAAAUUGGAAAUCUGAGCAACUUGAUUCUAUUGGCUCUAGGAGGUGAUGACUUGUCACGGUCAAUCCCGGUAACAUUUGGACAGCUACUGAAACUCCAGAUGUUGGAAACUGUUGAUACCAAUGCCUUAACUUCCGAAAUUCCAUCGACUUUGUGGAACCUUAAGGAUAUCAUUGUCCUGGGAUUGUCUUCUAAUAGUCUAACUGGUUCUCUAGCUCCAGAAAUUGGUAACUUGAAGCAUGUUACGCGGUUGGAUCUAUCAAAGAAUCAGUUCACAGGAAAAAUUCCAAACACAAUUGGGCAACUUCAGAGCCUGGCCAACUUCUCCAUGUCAGAAAACAGACUACAGGGUCCUAUACCCCAAUCAUUUUCUGAUUUGAUAAGUUUGGAACAAUUAGAUCUGUCACGGAACAAUUUUUCUGGUGCAAUCCCCAAGUCAUUGGAGAAACUUUUGUAUCUCAAGUAUAUAAAUGUUUCUUUCAAUAGACUAAGUGGAGAAAUUCCAAGUGGAGUACCUUUUGCAAAUUUCACGUAUGAAGCUUUCGUGCAUAAUUAUGCACUAUGUGGAGCACCUCAAUUCCAUGUCAGAGCAUGCAGAAGCCCCAAAAAAUCACGGAAGACAGAAAUUCUUCUAAAAUAUAUUGUACCACCAAUUGCCUCAUUGAUAAUUGCUGUUGCUUUUCUGAUUGGGUUGCUAAGAUGCAAAAACAAAAGCAAGCUACUUCCAUUCCAAUGUGAUUCACCACCUGGUGUAACACAUAGAAGGGUAUCACACCAAGAGAUUCUUUAUUCAACAAACUACUUGAGUGAAGACAAUUUGAUUGGUAAGGGAGGCCUUGGUUCGGUAUACAAAGCGGUAUUCGCUGAUGGGAUGGUUGCUGCUGUUAAGGUUUUCAAUUUAGUGCAACAAGGUGGUUGUACACUCACAACUAUUGCUUGGAUAUUGUCCAAAGGUUGUGCAUUUAUGAUAGAUGUUGCAUCUGCAGUAGAGUAUCUCCAUCACAGUUGUUCAACCCCCGUGGUGCAUUGUGACUUGAAGCCAAGCAACAUUAUGUUAGAUGAAGACAUGGUUGCACACGUAAGUGAUUUCGGCAUAGCGAAGCUCUUGAUGGAGAACAAGUCAAUGGCACAAACAAAGACAUUAGGCACCAUUGGGUAUGUGGCACCAGAGUAUGGUUCGGCUGAUAUAGUAUCUGCAAUGGCGGAUGUUUACAGUUAUGGAAUUCUGUUGAUGGAAACAUUUACAAGAAAGAAGCCCACAGAUGAUCUAUUUCAGGGAGAACUGAGUUUGAAGCAUUGA
This is a messenger RNA of Cornus florida, 3105 nucleotides long. RefSeq names its product LRR receptor-like serine/threonine-protein kinase EFR. Gene Ontology annotation, molecular function: ATP binding; protein kinase activity; protein binding. The coding region runs from base 1 to 3105 and encodes 1034 amino acids. The transcript has 7 exons. Gene Ontology annotation, biological process: protein phosphorylation. NCBI's taxonomy places the organism in Eukaryota, Viridiplantae, Streptophyta, Magnoliopsida, Cornales, Cornaceae. The record is from RefSeq and is a predicted model, not a curated record.